Molecule: messenger RNA, 2987 nt
Organism: Gekko japonicus
Lineage: Eukaryota; Metazoa; Chordata; Lepidosauria; Squamata; Gekkonidae
Gene: MCU
Product: mitochondrial calcium uniporter
Exons: 8
Coding region: 1-1056 (351 amino acids)
Biological process (GO): calcium import into the mitochondrion; mitochondrial calcium ion homeostasis
Cellular component (GO): uniplex complex; mitochondrial inner membrane
Molecular function (GO): uniporter activity; calcium channel activity
Source: RefSeq, a predicted model, not a curated record
AUGGCGGCCACCGCGGGCAGAUCGCUGCUGCUCCUCCUCCUCUCCCGGACUCCCGGCGGCGGAGGAGGGGCGGCGGCGGCGCUGACAGCCGCGGGCUGCUUCCCAGCCCUGGGCAGGCACCGCCAGCAGCCGCCGCCGCGACACAGGACGGUACACCAAAGGCUUCUUCCAUGGCAAAGCAUGAGAGUGGUCUAUUGCAGUACUAUAGUGCCCUCUGAUGAUGUAACAGUGGUUUAUCAAAACGGGUUACCUGUGAUAUCUGUGAAUCUUCCAUCCCGCCGUGAGCGUUGCCAGUUUACACUUAAGCCUAUCUCAGACUCCGUUGGAGUAUUCUUACGACAGCUGCAGGCAGAAGAUCGGGGAAUUGAUCGAGUCGCAAUCUAUUCACCAGAUGGCACGCGAGUAGCCUCUUCAACAGGCAUAGAUCUUCUACUCCUUGAUGAUUUCAAACUAGUAAUUAAUGACUUGACUUACCAUGUUCGUCCACCAAAGAGAGACCUUCUAAGCCACGAAGAUGCAACCACGCUGAAUGACGUAAAGACACUGGUUCAACAGCUGUACACUACACUGUGUAUUGAGGAACACCAGCUGAAUAAGGAGAAGGAACUCAUUGGACGGCUAGAAGAUCUCAAGCAGCAGCUAGCUCCCCUGGAGAAGGCUAGAAUAGAAAUCUGCAGAAAAGCAGAAAAGAGGACCACCUGGGUGCUGUGGGGUGGGCUGGCUUACAUGGCCACUCAGUUCGGGAUUCUGGCCCGACUCACCUGGUGGGAGUACUCUUGGGACAUUAUGGAGCCUGUUACCUACUUCAUCACGUACGGCAGUGCCAUGGCAAUGUACGCAUACUUCGUAGUAACGCGCCAGGAGUAUGUAUACCCAGAUGCCAGAGACAGGCAAUUCUUAUUAUUUUUCCAUAAAGGAGCCAAAAAGACACGUUUUGACCUAGAAAAAUACAAUCAACUCAAGGAUGCUAUUGCUCAGGCAGAAUUGGAUCUUACGAGGCUUCGAGACCCCUUGCAGGUACAUUUGCCUAUCCGACAAAUCAGCACCAAAGACUGAUUAGCUUGAGGACCUCUGAUCCCUGGCAGAAAUGGCAAAACCUGUUCAUAUCUCUUGCCUCUUCAAUUAAAGCAUUGCAGGUUGAAGCUGGGAGGUCUCCUGGGGGGCGGAGGACUUUUUUUUACCAGUAAAAAACAGAACAAGGAUCUUGGCUGUGGAGGGGGCCACUGUGUUCAAUCCGAAGAUCAGGCACUGUGGGAUGUUAAGUCUUUUCAAAGGGCUUGGGUGAAUAUUGUCACAUUCAAGAGUUCUUUGUUUCUGGAUCAAAAAUAUAUAUUUAAAAGUCAGGUGUUUCAAGAAAAGAAUGUUAAGAGGGGCAUAUUUUCCCAGUUUUGCAGUGUCUGCCUCUUGAUGAUGCACCAGCAGCCUGCUCAGUUUUUGCCUUUGGGGGUGGGGUGGGGGACACAAAAACAAAAACACCCUAAUUGAAAACACCGGUAUUAACAGUGCACAAAAUAAAAGUGAAGAGAUUAAAAAAUCAAACCAUCUUAAGAAGCCAUGGCUGGUGAUCGGCACUAGUGCUCUGCCUUCAUAUAAUGUUCCACUUUGGUGUCAUCAGUGUGCACUUUAGAUUAGACCUACAAUGUCUUUUAUGACAUUAAUGUGAAACUGCUUUUUAACUUUGGAAAGAUCAGAAGCUCUCCCCCCCCCCCCCCUUCACUUAUUGGCAGCCAGAUUUCCUUCUUUUACUGGGUGAUGUGAUUCCCACAUUGAUCAGUUUUAUCAGAACCACAGACUAAAUAACUGUUAUUCUGAAUGUUUGAUAAUUGAUCACUUUGCAUUACUCUUGAAUAACUUCAGUAGAUCACACUGCCCUGGAUCUACUUCUAGAUAUAAAUGGUGAUGUUGCAUGAAACAAUUUCUUAUUCAGUCUUAAGGGAGCAAUCUCCCCCCAACCCUGGCCAAUCCUUUCCAUCCCAAAUCUGGUAGCCACUGGGAUUACCAAAUUAAAAGGAUUUUUUUUUUAAAUGGGGGUGGAUGAAAUAUUUUUUUAAUGGGUACUUAGCUCAAAAAACCAUGGCUUUCUAACCCAACAGUGUAGAAUGGGGACAAUUAAAUUUGAUGUUUGCAUAGCAGAAUUAAUUAUGUGUCUUGAUGAGAUUGCCUGUCCUGGAGGCUUUAUCGAAAGCCUGAAGCAGAAGACAAAUGAAGAAUCCCAUGUUGCUUCUCAAGCCCUCUUUAAAGUAGCUUUAAAUGAAUGCUCUGAUGUUUAAGGGUCAGGGUUUCGGUGGGGUGACAGAGAUAGCAACACCCUUCCUUAUUUAAACAAUUAAGGAAAUGGUUCUCCUCACCCUCUACCUCUUGCAAACCAGCUGAUUUUUUUUUCCCAUGUGGGUCUCGCAUCCUGCACUGAGUGGAAUCAGCCCCUGACCAUCCUGUUUGAUAAAAGCCUGUGAGGACAGGAUGGAGGUUGGAGGAGGGAUCUGCGCGUGAUUUGCAGAAAGGCCGGGUGUUUCCUUUGCUACUUCUCACUGUGUCAAGGCGAGAGGCUCCCACUUUCUGGAGAACCAUGUUUUAAAGUGUACAAAAUAAAUAUAAACCAGACGCCAGGUGCCUUGCAGCUGUGGAAACACAAGACGGGAUUGUUGCCACCGCCUCUCCCUCAAUGGCAUGUUGGACUGAAUGGAUGCAUGUUCCAAGGUGUUUUUCUCUCCCCGCCUUUCUUCCCCCCCCCCUCUCAUUUUGUUAUGUUUUCAAUUAUGUUUUGGAUUUUGUUCCUCUUCUGGUUCUUUUUUUUUAAUGAUCUGUUUGAUCCUCUUUGUAUGCAACAUUUAAAAAGAAAGAAAAUGAGCAGUCUUGUUAACUGAACUGUUUGUGUGUGUUUGGGGUGAGGGAGGGGGCAUGGAGAAAAGUCCUUAAAAAUAAAAUACUGAACAUGUGUAAAAAUCCUGUAUCAUUUAUUAAAUAUGUAUAAAAGAGCAAUGUACUUC